ACCGUAACCUAACCCUGCGUGGCCUCUGGGCAGUGUUUAAGCUGAUGUGAGCAGUAGCCCGUAUCUGCUUUCUGUGCGUUGAAAAGUACACGGUCCAGGAUGAUGAAGGAGCAUCUCUUUUUAGAUUGGGUCCUUGGUUGGCUCUGGGUGGCCUUACUCCAGCGUCAACAUUGAGGUUCUGCAGAAGUUGGGGAAGACUGUGGAAACCAAAGAUGAACGGUUUGAACAAAGUGCCAACAACUUCCACCAGCAACAGGCAGAAGGCCAGAAGCUCUACAAGGACCUGAAGAACUUCCUUAGCGCCGUCAAAGUGAUGCAUGAAAGCUCAAAAAGAGUGUCAGAAACCCUGCAGGAGAUCUACAGCAACGAGUGGGACGGUCACGACGAGCUGAAGGCCAUCGUAGGGAACAAUGAUCUCCUUUGGGAAGACUACGAAGAGAAAUUAGCUGACCAGGCAGUGAGAACCAUGGAAAACUACGUAGCCCAGUUCAGCGAGAUCAAGGAAAGAAUUGCCAAGCGGGGUCGGAAACUUGUGGACUAUGACAGUGCCCGACACCACCUGGAGGCGUUGCAGAAUGCCAAGAAGAAAGAUGAGGCCAAGACUGCCAAGGCAGAGGAAGAGUUCAACAAAGCCCAGAGUGUGUUUGAAGACCUGAACCAGGAACUGCUGGAGGAGUUGCCUGCUCUGUAUCACAGUCGUAUUGGCUGUUACGUGACCAUCUUCCAGAACAUCUCCAACCUGAGGGAUGUCUUCUACAGGGAGAUGAGCAAGCUGAACCACAGUCUCUACGAGGUGAUGAGCAAACUGGAGAAGCAACAUUCCAACAAGGUCUUUGUGGUGAAGGGAGUAUCAAGCAGCAGCAGACGCUCUUUAGUCAUCUCUUCCCCAGUUCGAACAUCCGCAGUCUCCAGCCCUCUCACCCCACCUACCAGUCCCUCCGCGCUUUCUUUGAAGAAUGAAGGGGACUCCAUCUCAGCAAGUGAAGAAGAGCUGGCAUCUGAUCUGGCCCCGCGAGAAGAUGAUGCUGAGAUUAAAGAGCCCUUAAAAGACCAGGAAGAAGAAGUGGAAGAGUCUGAAGCUAGCUCCUCCGAGGAGGAAGAGCCUCUGCCAGCUUGCAACGGCCCCACCCAGGCCCAGCCCUCUCCCACCAUUGAGGACGGCAAGUCCCAAGAGGAAGCGCUCCCUGGCUCCCCAUCUCCAUCACCAGGCGGACCCCUUCUCCCUUCAGAACAGCCCUCAUCUCCCCCAGAAGUGGUCCUCCGAACCCGCACCUCAAGUGAAGGGUCCGAACAACCGAAGAAGAGAGCCCCUGUCCAGAGGACCUCCGCACCUCCUAAUAGGCCGCCUCCGCCCAGAGCCACUCCCAGCCCCAGGCACUCCUUGGGGAACCUCCCCUCCAGCCCUCCAGCCUCUGAACAGGGCUCGCCCACCAGUCCUAGGGCCCUCUUGGAGGCUUCUCCUGACCCCCAGCCACCAGAGAAGCCAGUAAGAACUCCUGAGGCCAGAGAAAAGGAGAACAUCAGCAAUCUGAACCCAGAAGAACUUUGUACUUCCCCUACCUUGAUGUCCUCUGAGGUUUUUUCAGAGUCUGACAAGGCAAAGAAGAUAGAAGACAAGGAAGAGAACAAGAAGCUGGGCUUUGCCGACUCCCCUGAGAGCCCAGAUCAGCUUCACGUCUCCGCAGUUCCAGAAGAGAGCGAUGUCAUGGCACCUGAGCCUCAAGAAGAGGUAACUACAGUGCAAAAUGACUAACUCUGAAGAGAUACUGCCGAGCUACCCCCCCCCCCCCCCCCCCCGCAGCACACACCUCCCCAAGAAGCUCCUCAGCUCAAGGGUACAGGUCAGAGGGACUUAAGAUCUAGCAUUCAUUUUUAGGUUCUUCACCCGUGUGAAUGCUGAUGGUCUCUAAAGAUCUAGCAUUAAUGGGGGCUGAGGAGCAGACUUAGGGGAGGGAGGGAGGCAGGCUUGGGAGAAGAAACCAUUAGACUCGGGGAGUAUUUAACUCAGGCUUUAGCAUUGUCAGAAUAAGAAGACUUUAUAUGUUAAUUAAAGUAGGCGGAAAAUGACCAUAAAUUAGCAAAAGCAUCUAUAGACACAGACACGUCUGCACAGAGACCCAUAACCACACGUACUUAGAGAACAGCGGACAUAUCUUUGACUCACCACUCAUUGGCAAGACCUCGAGCCAGAAGAACAGAUUUGCAGACAAUAAAUAAAAGUAUUAUUCGAA
This is a messenger RNA of Neofelis nebulosa (Clouded leopard), 2231 nucleotides long. It is a transcript of the gene BIN2, whose product is annotated as bridging integrator 2. Bases 314 to 1753 code for a protein of 479 amino acids. The record is from RefSeq and is a predicted model, not a curated record. Lineage: Eukaryota; Metazoa; Chordata; Mammalia; Carnivora; Felidae. Gene Ontology annotation, cellular component: podosome; phagocytic cup; plasma membrane. Gene Ontology annotation, biological process: plasma membrane tubulation; phagocytosis, engulfment; podosome assembly. Gene Ontology annotation, molecular function: protein binding; phospholipid binding. The transcript has 13 exons.